Molecule: messenger RNA, 1032 nt
Organism: Diaporthe batatas
Lineage: Eukaryota; Fungi; Ascomycota; Sordariomycetes; Diaporthales; Diaporthaceae
Product: guanine nucleotide exchange factor GET3
Exons: 1
Coding region: 1-1032 (343 amino acids)
Biological process (GO): post-translational protein targeting to endoplasmic reticulum membrane
Cellular component (GO): GET complex
Molecular function (GO): ATP binding; ATP hydrolysis activity
Source: RefSeq, a predicted model, not a curated record
AUGUCAUCCACCGCCCUGAUCGACGUCGAUGACGACGCCCUGGAGCCCACCCUCCAGUCCAUCCUCGACCAGCGCUCCCUCCGCUGGAUCUUUGUCGGCGGCAAGGGAGGUGUGGGCAAGACCACCACGUCGUGCUCCCUCGCCAUCCAGCUCGCAAAGGUCCGCCGCAGCGUCCUGCUCAUCUCGACCGACCCAGCCCACAACCUGUCCGAUGCCUUCUCCCAAAAGUUCGGCAAGGAGGCCCGCCUGGUCGACGGCUUCACCAACCUGUCCGCCAUGGAGAUCGACCCCAACGGCAGCAUCCAGGACCUGCUCGCCGGCCAGGCCGGGGAGGGCGAGGGCGGCCAGGAUCCCAUGGGCGGCAUGGGCGGCAUGAUGCAGGACCUGGCCUUCGCCAUCCCGGGCAUCGACGAGGCCAUGAGCUUCGCCGAGGUGCUCAAGCAGGUCAAGAGCCUCUCCUACGAGACCAUCAUCUUCGACACCGCCCCGACCGGCCACACCCUCCGCUUCCUACAAUUCCCCUCCGUGCUGGAGAAGGCCCUGGCAAAGGUCUCGCAGCUGUCGUCGCAGUACGGGCCCCUGCUGAACGGCUUCCUGGGCUCGCAGGGCGGCGCCCUGCCCAACGGCCAGAACCUGGGCGAGAUGAUGGAGAAGCUCGAGUCGCUGCGCGCCACCAUCUCCGAGGUCAACGCCCAGUUCAAGGACGAGGCCCUCACCACCUUCGUGUGCGUGUGCAUCCCCGAGUUCCUGUCGCUCUACGAGACGGAGCGCAUGAUCCAGGAGCUCGCCUCGUACGGCAUCGACACCCACUCCAUCGUCGUCAACCAGCUGCUCUUCCCCCGCCCGGGCAGCGACUGCGAGCAGUGCAACGCCCGCCGCAAGAUGCAGAAGAAGUACCUCGACCAGAUCGAGGAGCUCUACGACGAGUUCAACGUCGUCAAGAUGCCCCUGCUCGUCGAGGAGGUCCGCGGAAAGGACAAGCUCGAGCGCUUCUCCGAGAUGCUGGUAAAGCCCUACGUACCGCCCUCAUAA